Messenger RNA from Linum tenue, 3221 nucleotides. Lineage: Eukaryota; Viridiplantae; Streptophyta; Magnoliopsida; Malpighiales; Linaceae. The record is from the annotation of a GenBank genome assembly.
AGAGCGAAACAGAUACAUGAAACGUUUCUAUCUUCCGACGUUUCCAAUUUUGCAAAUGACAUCUUGUGAAAAUUGCAAAAUUGUCCCCUUUGUCUCCCUUCUUUCCUAGUUUCCUUCCCUUUCACUCAAAGAUGUUCUUCCGAAACAAACAAGAACCAUCCUGAAUUAGAGGAAAACGAUCCAUUCCCAGGUGGGUGAGAUCUAAAGCCAACCCCCUCUUCACAAUUUGGCUAUCGUUCUAAAUUUCACACUCGUUUGAGAACCACGGGUUGAUUUCAAUGGUGAUAGGCGAAGUGGGGAUUUGAUUGCGUUGCUUGCAUCUGAUGUUCGGAGGUCAAGUGGCACUGCCUGGCAAUAGUCCGCAUUUGAGGAAGUCUGGUAGCCGACCUGUUGUCUUUGAUCUUGGUGGGGAGCAGGGGAAUGGUGCAGAAGAAGGGUUCUCGCAUUCAACAGAGGCCGAUAACUCAAAAAGCCUUCCAAUGUCACUUAGUGCUGCAGCUGCCAUAAUGCCAUCUCCAAUACUGUUGUGGAGAUUUAAGGUGCUUCUGUUCUUCCUAUGGGGUUUCUUUUGUUGUAAGAUUGGAUGGGGUUCUGUUAUGAGAAUGAGUGCAAAUUUGAGGGACCUUUUUCUCUAUGAGGUUUUCUUGUAUUACAACCCUCUUCUUCUUGUGGUAAUGGACUUUUGUGUCUGGUGUUUACUUGCACACCCCUUUUCCCUUUUCUACUUGGUACUUAAUCUAUAUUUGUUAUUGCAGACAUUUGCAGUUUGGCUUUGGGGGGCUAAUUUGUGGGUCUUUUCCCAGUCAACUGUUAGUUAUGCUAAGAUUUUUGAUCUUGACCAAAACCAUCUCAAUCACAGAGAAAUAUGGAAGGUUGCCAUGUGGAUGACAAUAAUUGUCCCAAGUAGCAUGACGGCCUAUCUGUAUCUCUAUUCUCAUGGAGAAGUGUCUUUGGCGGCAUCUCAACCAGUGUAAUAGAAGCUCCUUUUAAUUACUUAUCAAUCAAUGUUUGGGUUUAGCGGGUUUGGUCUCUAUGUCAUCGACUCUAGUUGCAUCGCGUGAAGUCGUGAACUUCUACAGCAUAUUGGCCUGUGGCUUCUUCUGAGAGUGAAGCUGCUAAGAUUAAGGAUAUACCUGAUGCUUAGUUUUCUAGGAAUGCAGAAACCAUUGUGUUUUCUUUAAGAGUUACUGAGGUGAUGAUAUUGAUUGGUAUCUCGACUCUUAAGGUCCACUCAAUUUGGAAUGAAUUAUGAUAGGUGGGCGGUAAGCAUGUGUAAGGGUCUGUGUAUCUGUAUAUGUGGCCGAUGGUUUGUUACUCUCUACGAUUGAAUAUAGCGACCUUUUGGCCUUUAUGAGUAAUAAGUACAUGAUUAUGUGACUAUAAUAUAGGAUUUUCUUUUCCGCAAUUGUUUGCUGGUAUAAUAUUGUUGCAUUAAUACCAGAGCUGAAACAGUAAUUGGAACUGUCAGAGACAUGGAAGUGGUGAGAGUAUUCACUUCAAAAUGAAUUGCAUAAAGCAUAUGUAAGUGUGUAAAAGCAAGCUGUUGUCCAAGGAUGAAUGUUGGCCAAUAGUUUUGACAUGCUACCUGCAGCAUCCACAAUGUAGCUUGCUGUUAACUCUUUAAUGAGUAUCCAUUUGGCAUGAGUUCGGAAAGGAAAGUAUAGUUUUGAACGUCUGACUAAGAGUACUAAUUUACUCCUCCCUGUACUGCAGGUUCUGCUCUAUUGUGCUGUUGCAAUGCUUUUGAUAUUCCCCUUCGAUAUAUUCUACUUGUCAUCGCGCUACUUCUUGUUGAGGACCCUUUGGCGGAUAGUUUUCCCUCUACAGGUAAGUAGCCAUUUAACUGUGGUGCUGUAUCGCUGCAUUGCUUUCAUAGUUUUGUCAUAUUGCUGAAUGUCCUUUGCAUAUACAUCUUGUGGCAACAGCUGUAGGCCUUGUUUGUACUUGUCUUCUAAGAGGAGCCAGGCCCGACACCAGAUUUGGACUGUUAAUCUCUUCCUUGCCUAUAAUGUGAAGAGUUUAUGGUGAUGCUAGUCGUGCUUUAUGGUUUUAUUUUUCUGUUGCAGGCAAUCACAUUUGCUGACUUCUUCUUGGCUGAUAUCUUAACCUCUAUGUCCAAGGUCUUUUCUGAUCUGGAGCGUUCAGUUUGUCGAAUGGUUCACCGACAGGUUGCAACAAUUGCAUGGUUUGAAGCAGACUCUAUUUGUGGUAGCCACUCUGUUGCAAUCCCUUUGGUUCUUGUUCUACCUUAUCUAUUUCGGCUAUUCCAGUGUCUUCGACAAUAUAAGGAUACAAGGGAAAGAACAUCUCUUUUUAAUGCCUUGAAGUAUUCAACUGCAGUUCCAGUCAUUUUCUUAUCGGCACUGAAGUAUCAUGUCUUCCCUGAGAGGUGGACAAACUUCUAUCGUCCUCUCUGGCUUGUUUCAAGUAUGGUGAACUCCUUAUAUUCCUUCUAUUGGGAUGUCACCCGGGAUUGGGACUUGAGUGGCUUUACUCGGAUUUUCAAAUUCAACAGACCGAGUGUCUGGUCAUACAUAUUGCAUGGAAGGAAAUGGGUUUACUUUUGGGUCAUCGGGAGCAAUUUGAUUCUGCGAUGCACAUGGACGUACAAGCUCUCAGCUCAUCUACGGCACAACUACCUGACUGUUUUUGCGAUAACUGCCUUGGAGAUUUUCAGGCGUUUUCAGUGGGUGUUUUUCCGGGUUGAGAAUGAAUGGAACAAGAUGAAUGCCAAGUCAAGCACUCAGAUAUCAAUGAGUGAGAUGUCAGCAGAGGAAGAGAAGUUAAAACUGCUUGUUUCUAGUGAUCAUAACGUAUAGACACAGUUAUCCGAGCUCUGUUGAACAUGAUCCUCCAUAUACCCUUUUUGGUGGCAGCUUCGAUACAUGUAAUUCUCUUAUUGCUUCAGUUGUGAUGUUAAUAGAAGGGAUAGGAUGUCAAACUCGAAAGGGAAUAGUAGAUAUAUACAAGUUUACUGAUGUUAUUGAUACUACUAUCCUCAGCAUUUCAUAUUUGAAGGCCAGUCAAUUUCCCAUUCUUGGUUGAUAUAAGCAUCUGUCAACAGUUUUUGGUGGAAGCACCCUUUUAUUGAAUUUCUGCAGGUUUUAGAGUGAACAUACGUCCGUAUAUUUGGGGUGAAGCUGUUUUACUGUUAGGGGCAACUGGCAAGGGGGAAAUGAACUGGUAUAAAAUUAUGAUUCAAUCUGUGCUCAGAAAUUGUG